This is a messenger RNA of Knipowitschia caucasica, 594 nucleotides long. NCBI's taxonomy places the organism in Eukaryota, Metazoa, Chordata, Actinopteri, Gobiiformes, Gobiidae. The record is from the annotation of a GenBank genome assembly.
AUGUGUCUCUCCAUCGCCUCUCUACCUCCCUCACGUCUCCUCUCUCCCCCACUUGACCUCUCCCCCUCACCUUGCUCUCCUCCUCCUUCAACUCUCCCUUCUCCUCUCUCCCCCCCACACUUAUCAUGUGUCUCUCCAUCGCCUCUCUACCUCCCUCACGUCUCCUCUCUCCCCCACCUGAGCUCUCUCCCUCCCUCACCUCGCUCUCCUCCUCCUUCAACUCUCCCUUCUCCUCUCUCCCCCCACACUUAUCAUGUGUCCCUCCAUCGCCUCUCUACCUCCCUCCCUUCUCCUCUCUCCCCCCCACACUUAUCAUGUGUCUCUCCAUCUCCUCUCUACCUCCCUCACGUCUCCUCUCUCCCCCACCUGACCUCUCUCCCUCCCUCCCUCACCUCUCUCUCCCCCUCCUUCAACUCUCCCUUCUCCUCUCUCCCCCCACACUUAUCAUGUGUCUCUCCAUCACCUCUCUACCUCCCUCACGUCUCCUCUCUCCCCUCCUUCAACUCUCACUUCUCCUCUCUCUCUCCCCCUCAACUUAUGUGUCUCUCCAUCGCAUCUCUCACCUCCCUCACGUCUCCUCUCUCCCCCACCUGA